AUGUCGUAUGUGCGGCUGCGUAACUUCUCGCUCGUGCGCAGCACGUCGCGGUCGGUUACAGAGAGUUUGAUUUUGGCCAACUCGGGCGUCAAGCCGACCAUGUCGUCGCUGCUGUGGGCUGCCCACAUCAGUCCGUACGGCGCCAUCGACGCCAUCUGGGUAUCCCUGCCGCCGUCUCUAGCGAGGGUCGUGCUGCACUUUCAAGCAGAAUUGAUGCGCCGCUUGCAGCAACAUCCCGUCACCCUCGCGGCUAUGGCGGACCACGCGCUACCACAAUCGACCUACAUCAUGCCCAAAGCGUGGGCUGGCCACGACUUUCGAGGGGGGAAUCCCAUGUGCGAAACCGCGGACCCGACACCCUUGGUGCACGAUGCGUUUGGCUUUGACGACAUGUGUCAUCAUGGCAGCCGUUCGCGGUGA
Messenger RNA from Aphanomyces astaci, 420 nucleotides. RefSeq lists its product as hypothetical. The record is from RefSeq and is a predicted model, not a curated record. The transcript has a single exon. The coding region runs from base 1 to 420 and encodes 139 amino acids. Lineage: Eukaryota; Oomycota; Saprolegniomycetes; Saprolegniales; Verrucalvaceae.